GCGAUUUUUCACCGAUUGUUGAUGACGGUGGCAGACAGCGCAGGUCAGUUCGCUGUGUGGUGUUUUCUGGGAGGAGAAGUGCCUGGAAAGACAUUAUCCGGAUGAAGGCUCACAGAGAAGUGUGGAUUUUGAUGCUGUCAGGACCCACGGGUGUCUCCUGUUCUGCUUGGCAUCAUUGACCUCUCUCCGUUAUUCAAGAACUGCUACAACAACAGGCAACUAGUUCUGCUUUUUUAACUCUUUUGGGCCAAGUUGCUCAAAGAGGACCUUCUUCAUAACUGACCACAAUGAAUCGUUACCUGCCCGUGGCACGACAGCACUUCCUGGCUGCCCUUGCCAGCACCAGUGUAGUAGUAAAAGCUAUAAGUGCUCUAGUAGUACUGCUGUACCUGCUUUCAUGGGCUGUCAACACUCCAUACGCAUUGGGGGUGACCCCGGGCUACCUUUUUCCACCCAACUUUUGGGUGUGGACGCUGGUAACCCAUGGAGUGGUGGAGCAGCACGUCUGGGGUGUGGCAGCCAAUGUGGGGACAGUAAUGGCCUGUGGGCGCCUGCUGGAGCCUUUGUGGGGUGCUCUGGAGCUCCUGAUCUUUUUCGCAGUGGUUAACGUGUCUGCAGGCCUGUUAGCAGGCUUCUCCUACCUCCUCACCUAUGUGGCUACCUUUGACCUGGACUUCCUGUUUGCUGUGCGUGUCCAUGGAGCAGCCGGAUUCCUGGGAGGUGUCCUGGUGGCGCUGAAGCAGACCAUGGGGGAUACUACAGUGCUCAGAGUGCCACAGGUGAGGCUCAAAGCAGCACCAGCUUUGGUCCUCCUCUUCCUGGCUUUAUUGCGCCUGUCUGGAUUGCUUGACAGCUCCGCUCCCCUGGCUUCAUACAGUUAUGGUGCACUGUCUGGAUGGGUCUACCUGCGCUUCUACCAGAGGCACAGCCGGGGCCGCGGCGACAUGUCAGACCACUUUGCCUUCGCAAGUUUCUUCCCAGAGGCAGUGCAGCCAGCUGUGGGACUGCUGGCAGGGCUCGUCCACUCUGCCCUGGUGAAGAUGAAGGUGUGCAGGAAGAUGGUAAAGAGAUACGACGUGGGGGCGCCCUCCUCCAUCACCAUCAGCUUACCAGGGACAGACCCACAGGAUGCAGAAAGGAGGAGACAACUGGCCCUGAAAGCUCUGAACGAGCGUCUAAAACGCGUAGAGGACCAGUCUGCUUGGCCCAGCAUGGAUGACGAGGAAGACGACGAUGACGACGAGGUCAGAACCGACACACAGCCGCUCCUACCAGGCGGACGUGAGCCCUCCUCCACACCAAGAACAGCAGGGGGAGCCAUCAGUGCCUCCCUCUCCUCCACCUCCUCAUCACUGAUGUCACAAAGUGGCGGAGCACCUUCCUCGGGUGGAGUGCAGCACCCAGAGUCCAGCAUCAUCAGCUUUGAGGAUGCACCUUCAAGAUCAUAGCAAACAGAACACAAGUGUACAGAUAUGCACGCUCUGUUUGAGGUCACUGGCAAGUAUACUGGUGUGUUCAGAGUUCCUGACUAGUAUACAGGUUUAUUCAGUGACAGCUAUUAGGCGUAUACACACACACACACACACACACACACACACACACACCCCUUUGACCAGUGUAUACAAACAGCUGUGCACACUCAAACUCUGUCAGCAUCAUUGUGAAGCCCAAAAGACUGUACAGUGCUUUCAGUUGAGACACGAUGGUUGUAAAUGCUCAGUGUAGUUGGGCAGACUGAACACUAAAUUCUUGACUCGCUCCUGCAUACAAACGAAAGAAAGUCACAAAAAUUCUUUCUUUUCCAGACUUAAUCCCAGCUUGCAGAAAUCUGUUCACUGCUUCAUGUGUCUUUUUCUUUUUUUCUUUUUUUUUGCUUUCUAAAUAAAUAAUGAAAUGGGUGUAUGAUAUUCUUUUUUUGUAAGUUUUACAGAGCAGCCAUAUUCAUUCUUUUGUUUUCCGCUGUGGGGAAAGCUGUCCGUGACAGAGGCUGGGUUUGAGUUCCUGAUUCUCGAUGAAAGACUGUGGCGCGUCAAAUUGAGAAGCACUAAGUCAGAUUAGCUUUGGGUUCACUGGUUCCAAAUAUAGAACCAGGUGUGGAACGGAGGAAGCAUGAAAAGCAUGUUACUCAGCACCAACUGCUGGACCACAGGAAAGAAGCUGCUGCGGGUCUGUCCUGCUGAUGAACUGUGUUACCAAACAUCAAGAUUUGAAAAAGUGCCAGGUGAAAGAAAAAUUCCAGACCAGGUUAACUUGCCACCUGAUACCUCUCUGGAAUCACAAGCAGAAGUACAAACCACAUUAACCCCCCCCUUUUUUUCUUUUUUUUUUGUUUCUUGUCAGUGGACAAAAAUGUGGGACCCCCCCCUCCCCCUCCCCAAAUAGUCUAUUCACUUAUUUAAUUCAACAAAAAUUGAACUGUUUUGGACUAACAAGACAUGUUGGUGGUGUUACACUCACAGAUCUGUGGAUGAUUUUCUUAUUUUGCAAGCUGAUUUUAUUUCUUUCCUGAUCAUAACCUCUUUACACUUCUGCAUUCAAGAUUCUGAAAUUGUGCUACAAAUGUGUGAGCAAGUGCUGUUCUGUUAUCUGGGUGCCUACAAUGAAGGGAAAGGUGGUCAUUGUCUGUGCUUCUUUUAUCCAUUUGCACCAUUAGAAACGUGGUAUUUAAAGAAAACUCAUUGAUUUAUGAGUUACCGAUUUUAAGUUUUAUAAUUGUUGUAACUCUGACACUGGUCCAUGAGGACAAAUGAUUCCACAAACAGAGGACUGCUGUCCUGGUCAGUAGUCAACAUGGCACAGGUCUCACAGUCACAUCCUUUGGACUUGUAGCAUUACCAUCUCUAAAUUUAUACUUCCAGACCUGGCUCGUGGUGAAUUGUUUUCUAGGGUUGUUGAUAGCAGCUAAAUUAUUUCAUCUAAAUAAACAUGAACUUCAUUUACACCUAAAGGUCAUCAGUUCACUGAUUGUGCUGCCAGUCAUUGCUGUAGCUGUUGCAUGCUAUUGUGGAAACAAUCAAAUCAUUGAAUUUGCAAUUUCCCUCCUGUCCUUUUUGAUUAGAGUCAUUUGAAGCAAAUGAAUUGUUUAGCAAUGAUGACAAACUGAAACCGUACUUUGGAAAAAUACUUUUGCACUCAUAAUCAUAAGCUUGUAAUUUCAGUGAGAAAUUCCAACUAGCUGAGACUGUGAACCAUGGUGGGUUUUUUUAAUCACUUUAGAUUAAAAGUGCAAAAGUCCAUGAGGUUAUAUUCACACCCUCCUUCGGUCUCUAUGAUUCUUCCUGUGAAAACAGGCCAAACAUUAAGACUAAACGCUGAUUAGGGUGAACUGCUAAGAAUUAAGAGUUACCUCUACUUUCCUAAAGAUAUUUAAGAAAAUUACAGAUGGUUUUUAUUAUAUUAUUAGGGAAACUAGGGAGCUACAAAAAUGAGUAUGAUGUUACAUGUGUAAUUCCAUUUAAUAGUUUUCUUUUUGUAUUCAAAAUAAAUAUUAAAAUAGGUUGUUUUUAAUGUUGUUUUAUCAACAUAAUGAAACUUCCUGUGUCCCCACACCUUCAAAAUAAAAAAACCAAAAAACCCACAUAAAUGUAGCCAAUCAAAUUGAAUUCCUCCUAAAUGAAGUUGUUUAUCUGUGGCUCAGAAGAAGUGAUUCUGAGCACGCAUUUGAAGCUACGAGAAAACGGUCAGCCUGGUGUCUGGACUCAAAUUUUCACUUUAAAAAAAAAAAAAAAAUUUAACACUGAAAUAUAGAAUUGGGUUCUUUGCUUUUUAAUAAAUGGCAAAAAUAGCCUGUAGUCUGCAGACCUUCGCCCCAUGUGAUAAAUUGAAACGGUUGAUGGAAUGAGAUGUGAUGUUGAAAGGGAAGUAAUAAGCCAUAUUAGAGGGAUGGAAUUCUGUGUGCUGUCCUGUUUAUUCUUGUUUUAUCUCACUGUGCUCAUAUUUUGGCAAGCCUGUGCAUACAUGGGAUGAUUUGGGCUUCUACAUUAAUUUGAAUGUUACUGUUUAUGUAAAUGAACGGACACAGGAACUGAUCUUCAGAGUGGAGCAGGUGAAGCUGCAGUCAGACGUCUGAUACCUCACACUGCACCCUACCAUCAAACACAGUAGCAACGGAUAAAAACAGUCAAGGCAACUUUGUAUAUAAUUGCAUAGAAUUACAGUGCAAUUUACAGCUUUAUGGUGUCAUUUUCAUACCCUCUACAUGCAAGAUAGUCCGCAAAUAGUCAAAUAGCAGUUAAAAAGUGUGUGUUAAGCUUGACUGGCUGCCCAAUUCAGCUUGCAUCACAAAAUCAGCAUUGCAGCAAAACAUGCUAAUGCGGUUGCCUGCAGAUAACUGUGAAGUUCAGUGAUUUGGUGAAGUUGUACCAUUUUAUUUUUAUUUUUCUAUUUUUUUUAGUGGUUUGAAGGCCGUGGAGCAUUGUAGCUGGCAGUCUGAGGUUUCAGACUGAAUCUUGUCAGUCUGACAUUCAGCCAAACCUCACCUUCAGUCCUGUUUCCAAUGUUUUGUUUUUUAUUUAUUUCCUUUUUCCCCCCCUUGAAUUAAAAUGUUAUUAAAGCAAAGAAGGCAGAUCCUGUCUGUGUGUCUUAUCCCUUUGUACAGUUGGGUUAAACUAUAAAAACUGCAGACGAGCAUAAUGAAUGAUGUCAGUGCUGUUCACUGUUAAAUUACAGUGGCCUCUCUUUUAGGCUCUGCAGAAAUGCUAGCAUUGCAACUUGGCCGACAUAAAAUUGGUUCAAGUCUUUUUUUUCCCCUUCCCCUGUUCACAUGUAUCAUGUCUUCAGCUGGGCAUGGUGACUUUUUUAAAGCUUGUUUCACUCCACCCUUACAUUCAUCCUUAAAUGUAUUCUCACAAAUCAUUUCCCAAGUGGAUGUCCAGUUACAUAAUUUUAUGUUAGAUUUUUUUCAGGUCUUAAACAAGCUCCUUGACUUGAGACACAUGAGAGAUGGAUGAAAAUUGUAUGCCCAUGGUAAAAAAAAUUGGAAGACGAGUAACUGAAGGGCUUCAUGUGUUGUUACAUCAGAAUUUAAGACUUCUUUUAGAACUAUUGCCUCUAUUAAUCUGAUUGUUUUUCUUGUCUUAAUUUUCCAGUAUGAGUGUUUUUACAAAUGUGGAGCUGAGAAAAGAGAGCUGUAACAAUGACAUUAAAUAUAAUCACUGCUUGAUAUGGCUGGGUUAUCACUUGUAAGGUACAUUUGGGUGUUUGGGGGAUGCUGUACACGUAAGGUUGUCAAGUCUUUAAGACACUUUGUGAGACAACAUAUUCCUAGGAAAAAUGUCAUUGUUUUGGGAAACACCAAACUUCAUGAGCUUUGGAUAAAAAUGGUUAAGAAAGAUGAGACUGUUGUGUUUUGGCAGAGUUGAUCACCCACAAGGUUUAUUUUUCUUGCUUUUCAUUACUUCCAUUUUCCUUCUCUGUCUCUACUUUUGCUCCAGUAGAUCUCGUUCACACUAAGGACAUCUUUCUUUCUCUGUACUGUGCCAUUUGCACAGACUUCUGUUGAUUUUCAAAUAUAUUUGUUCAUCUCAAUAUGAAAUAAAAGGCGAUUGUAUGAAA
Neolamprologus brichardi is the source of this 5553-nucleotide messenger RNA. It is a transcript of the gene tmem115, whose product is annotated as transmembrane protein 115. The record is from RefSeq and is a predicted model, not a curated record. NCBI's taxonomy places the organism in Eukaryota, Metazoa, Chordata, Actinopteri, Cichliformes, Cichlidae. Gene Ontology annotation, cellular component: membrane; Golgi apparatus. Gene Ontology annotation, biological process: retrograde vesicle-mediated transport, Golgi to endoplasmic reticulum.